AUGUUAGCAGUGAAGCUGACCUACGACGGCAACAAGUUUGACAUCCCAGGUGGUCAAACCAAUUGGCAAGAGCCGGCAACAAGAACCGCAGAGCGAGAGACGUGGGAGGAGUCGGGCUAUCCUGUGGAAGUCGGAGAACUCCUUGCAACCGUUCGUGGUGGUUUUCGCAUCUUCAGGUGCAGCCUGAAGCAGCAGAACCCGGGGAAAGGGCCGGACCACGAAGUGUCCAGCGUGCAGUGGAUCAACCCUUGGGAAGUUGACAGCUUUAUGCAGCAGCACUUGUGGAGAUUCCAGGAUGAGCAAGCUCACCUGUAUGCCCAAUGGCUUCGCAACGAUGCCGAGAACAAUAACCAGCAUGUUGAGGAGCACAAGGACGAGCACCAGAAGCCUGACCAGGACGUAAAUCAGGAUCAAGCCAACGGCGGGCAACGCAGGCUCAUCAUGGUGUGA
Messenger RNA from Symbiodinium natans, 450 nucleotides. The record is from the annotation of a GenBank genome assembly. NCBI's taxonomy places the organism in Eukaryota, Dinophyceae, Suessiales, Symbiodiniaceae.